AGCAGAUCUCGAAGAAGGAUGGGAUGGCAUGAAAGGAAAUCCACGUCAAAGGAUGCAUGGCAUCUCGGUGCAGACCUUACUGUCCAUCUACUUGUUUGCCUUCCUCCGCUCUGGCACGGGAUAAAGAUCAUCACCAUCUGUGUCCCAGAUCAUACGGCCCUGCAUAUCGCCAGCAGGCUGUCGCCUCAGCAGAUCACAUGCUCUCAAGUCCGACAAAAGUAGCAGCAGCAGCGCCAGCAGCGACAAGAAGAAACAGAAGAGGUGCGUGGUGAAUGCAUGCUGAUAGACGGAUGCUACACAUCGUCACUCGAGGUGCUGUUUGUGGUAACGUGUCUGCAGGAGAAACAGGCGGCCAUGAUGGAGAUGAUGGACCAGUCAGUCCAGAAGGCCAUCAUAGAGGCGCGCACACGGCGCACUGCCGGCGGUGUGGAGGACCGCACCACACAGGUUCGUCGGGGCAGAAAGAGGCGCAAGGGCGAGGAGAUGCGUGUGGCACUCACACUCGACCGCAUUGGACGGGACCGGUAGGACAGCACGAGGAUAAUGGACGGACAGGGGUAGAGAAACAGGCUGCCGACACCAUUGCCGUGGCAAUGGAGGCAGCGCAGGAGACCAUCUCGUUCGGCCAGUAUGCACUCGGUCAGCCACAGAUCACACGCAGACGCAUGUAACCAAUCAUUGUGUGUCUGGUCUGUGUGUGCCUGCGUGCCCAUGCAGCGAUACCGACGGACGACGCCGACGAGACGGAUGACCUCAGAGGAUGGACACUCGGACAGGUCAGACAGACCGAGGGAUGGAGGGGGAGUACAUGGAUGUGUGUGUGUCUUGUGCAGGCUCCUGCGUGCCUUCGACACCGUGUUCGACCGCUCCAAGCUCAUGAUCGGACUCGUGCGAGCCUAAUGAGAGCCAUGGGUGGAUAAGAGUGGAUGGAAGGGGGAGAUGCAGAUGCAUGAGUGAGAGGCUGCAUGACCGUCUCGACUCGAUGCCGGGUCACCGUUUAGGCUAGCUCGUGAAGGAACAGACGACUGUAUUUGAUGGACCAUUGAUGAUUGCAUUCACUGCGCGGAUGCGUGGCUGGAUCGCGUUCACUCGAUUGUCCACUGGGUGUCCCGAUACAUACGUACGCGUCCGCUUCUGCUAUCAUUUCGAUGUGGU
Messenger RNA from Vitrella brassicaformis, 1155 nucleotides. Lineage: Eukaryota; Vitrellaceae. The record is from the annotation of a GenBank genome assembly.